Messenger RNA from Spodoptera littoralis (African cotton leafworm), 744 nucleotides. The record is from the annotation of a GenBank genome assembly. NCBI's taxonomy places the organism in Eukaryota, Metazoa, Arthropoda, Insecta, Lepidoptera, Noctuidae.
AUGUGCUUAUGUAUAUGUAAUUUGUUUCAGGUAAACGAGGCGGAUCGAGACCACGUGAUGCCCAUCAUCACUCCUGCCUACCCUCAGCAAAACUCAACUUUUAACGUGUCCAGUUCCACCAGGUCCGUCAUGGUAGAGGAAUUAAAGAUCGUGCUGGCCUCCUCCGCCAGCGAGGACGACCAGCUGAAGUGGUGCGGGCUCGUUGAGAGCAGGAUUCGACAUCUAGUCGAAUCACUUCAAAAGGACGAACCAGUGGCAUUAGCGCGGGUGCACCCAAAGUGCUACGACUGUGCACCCGUUAGUGCAACCACUGGGCAGGCCCCAGCCAACUGCUGCUCGAUGUGGUUCAUCGGGUUGGAGUUUGAGAAGACCUCUGUCUACUUAGACAUGACGUGUCACAUACAGACGUUCACGGAGAACGUUAACAAUGUCGGGAGGAAAACCAACAUGCUUCAGGACGGCAUGGCUAUACAGGUCCGGUAUGUGCGUCGAGAGGAGUUGAACCUGUACCUGCCCGACUCCCUGCUGUGCCGCGAGCUCACCUCCCCCGACGCAAAGCUACAUCAAAGCUUUGCGCCCCAGGUCGCGCCCGCGCCCCUGCCUGCGCCCCCGGCCUCGCCCGCGCCCCCGUCCGCGCCACUCAACGCCACCAAGCGGCCCGCCGAGGGCGGCGACCACACCGACGUGCCGCUGUGGUCGAGUCCGGAGUUCAUCCGGUACGUCGCGACAAUGUACACACUCUGA